Molecule: messenger RNA, 1269 nt
Organism: Pseudonaja textilis
Lineage: Eukaryota; Metazoa; Chordata; Lepidosauria; Squamata; Elapidae
Source: RefSeq, a predicted model, not a curated record
GUCACGAUAUAAACGGCCCGCCGGGGCUUUUGCGGCCUUGGCGAUACGCGAGACGAGGUCGAAAACAAAUAUGGCUAAUGAAAUGGGAACAGCUGCAGCUCUUCCUGAUAACCAAGAUACAGAAAUAUCUGGUCCAAGUUCCUCAAAGCACUCAAGGAAAAAAGCUUCAAAUUCAGCAACAGAUGCCGGCCAGUCGUCUUCUGUGGCUAUGCAGAGCGGUCCUUCCUCAGCUUGUCUGGAGGCCAAGACUCAGAGGAAGUUACCCAAGCCUAAAAUUGAUCUUCGAGCCCUCUUCGAUUACCAUUUCACGCGAAAGCAGCACCGGUUCCGCAAAAGGUGGAACCCUAGGGAGACAAAACCAAGCACAUCUCGCCGGUCUGCCAGAAAAUGGCCGGGAAGACGGAGGAUUCCAGAAGAUGAGCAAAGGAAGAGAAUGAAAGAGAGAGGAAUGGUAUUUCCCUUCGUGGAGAGAUACUACGGCAGGAAGCAUCUCCCUUUAAAAAUGGUGCGACAAUAUGAGCAUGCAGCUUUGAAGGGAUUAUUCAAAUACAUUGAAAUGUUGAAAUAUGAACAUCAUUUGAAGAAGUCCUUGACACAGUUGAAUGCUGUGGGCGAUCUUGAAAAUGAAUGUCUGGAAUCACGGAGGCACAAAUACCUGGAUGAUGAUGGACCCAUUUCUCCCAUUGCAGAGACCAGCAACGAGGACUCUAGUAAUGAAGACAUGGGUGCCAAAAUAGUGGACAACAGGUGUUUCAUCUUGAGCUGCAAAAUUCCCAAGAAAAAGAAGAAAUUGUACCAGAGGAGAAAAUGAGUGACAAUUUUGUUAGAAUUCAAGACAUUUAAAUGGAAUGCCUAGACGACAGGGCAAAUAAAAUUUUAACGUUCUGAAGAUCGAAGCUACCUUAAAUAAAGUCUUAAAAACAAGCAAAAUACAAGUCAGCACAACUCCACAACAGCCACCCACUAUCUACCGCCCAACACAACAUCCUGCAGAAAGGCCUAAACUAUAAUCCAGGAGAAUGCCAGUCAACUAGAAUUCUUUGCCAGCCUUAGAAGGAGCAUUUAAAAUCACAGGAUUCCCCAGAGACCCAAGAUAGCAUCAGAAAGAAGACAAGAACAAAACCAGCUCAGAGCAGAAGAGAGCAGCCCUCAAAAACCAAAAGAAGCACCAAAUUAUCGUUAUCCUUCCAGCAGAUAAAGGUUAAUAAAAGUUAUUUUGCUUUUUGUAUGUAUUCUGAUGUAUCCAUGAUAAGGGUUAUCAUAGAUACA